Molecule: messenger RNA, 2098 nt
Organism: Corticium candelabrum
Lineage: Eukaryota; Metazoa; Porifera; Homoscleromorpha; Homosclerophorida; Plakinidae
Exons: 1
Coding region: 102-1517 (471 amino acids)
Biological process (GO): phosphatidylinositol phosphate biosynthetic process
Cellular component (GO): phosphatidylinositol 3-kinase complex
Molecular function (GO): 1-phosphatidylinositol-3-kinase regulator activity
Source: RefSeq, a predicted model, not a curated record
UGCCGUUGCGCGAGGCGUGACUUCCUUGUAUUGAUGUCACCGUCACCAUUGAUGUGUAUCUCGAUGCGAAGUCAACAUCUCCCAUUCUCACUCAAGGCAACAUGAUCACGACCACGGAUGCGUUCUCAGUCGAGAAUACAGUGAGUCUACCCCUCGGGAAACGUUCGCACAAGCACCUACUCGCCAGUCUGCCUGCAACAAACAAUGGGAAAGCUGGCUAUCUCUUUCUAACCGCUUCCACCGACGACAUCGACGACAGCAGCGCGAACACAGACGAGGUCGUUGCCACGGAAGAACUCAAUCCGUCGCGACCGGAUGGUCGGCGUUUACUGUUUCCGGCUGGUGGUCUCGUUCGCUUCGGACGGCGAGUAUGGAAAACCCUUCGUCGCCGUCGUCGUCGUUUUUUUCACGUUCCUUCCGGCGUGCGUCGAGCUUUUUCUCGUAACGACUUGAGCGUGGAGGCGCCGGUUGCACCUCAGAUAGGCGUGAGAACGUCUAGCGAAGAUUCCGAUGACAAUAGACGCAGUCGAACGACGAAUGAUUACUCUAGCUCGACGUUAUCGCGGUUAUUCAAUGCUUUAGCGAUUGACGAACGUCACACGCCGGGUGGAUCGGAGUGUGAUGUCGAAGCUGGUGAGUUAUCUCAGGCUAGACCGACUGGGAAUGCACAAACGUUGGAGUCGGAGAGCGGCUCUGAUGACAUGUUUUGGGAUUCGGACGUUGACGAGCGUCCUAGAGCCGGAUUUCUACAUGUGAAUACGAAUAGCACGAGUAGCUUAGCAGCACGUGAAACUGAGGAAGCCCCUCCUCGACCUCCUCCUCGCCUUACUCCUCGUCUUCCUCCUCGUCUUCCUCGUCGUCUUGCUUCUUCUCUGCUGACACCAAGAUUGCCUGUUUGUCAAAAUGUAGGCCAGAAUUCUGCAGCCUCUCCUCUUUGUCGUGAAGUAACAGAUGCCAGACGGUCAUCACCUUCUUGGAAUAUGAAAUCCAAUCAAGAGAAAUCUCAUGGAAGAGAAGCGUCACAGAAAUGGUCUGGACAUGACCCAUUGAGUUAUAGAGAACUUGUUCGGUACGGAUGGUACUGGGGACCGUUGAAGAGAGCUGAGGCUAAUGAGAAGUUGACUGGUCAACCUGUUGGCACUUUUCUCAUCAGGGACUGUUCGGACGAAAGGCAUCUCUAUGCGAUUAGCUUCGUCGCUCCUUACCAGGAGGUGAAGCAUGCUCUCAUUUCAUACCAUCGUGGCAGGUGGAGCUUCUAUCGUGAAAUGCUGCACUGCGAGUGGUCGCUCUUCGAACUGGUUGAGCGUUCGCUGCUCAAGGGUGCUCAAGGUAUCCCCGCACUCAUAUGGGAUCAGGGCUCGAUAGUCCUGAGAAAGCCUUUGUCACGAUUUCAUACCCUACGGUCUUUACAGCACCACUGCCGAUUCGUAAUACGACUUCAAUGUCGAAUAGAUCUAAUAGCCAAACUUCCACUUCCCUCAGGAUUGAAAGAGUAUUUGAAAGAUGACAUUAUGUAACUAUGGUACACAAUAUCCAAGAGAGAGAGAGAGUGUGUGUGUGAGAGUGUGCUGACAAUUAAUAUUUGGAGUAGGUCUCUUAUUAUAUUAGAUGAGUUGCUUUGGUUCCCUGCACAUGAACUGGCCAUGCUUGUUGUUUACAGAGAUAGUUGUUAGUUGUAUUUACGUAAAUUUUUGGUAAGAUAGUGAAUGUCACUUGACAUGACGUUCUCUUUGCAAAUGGUGCUGAAGUAUGAGUAUAGGGUUUGGUGUUGGUGCAAACUUCAGCAUUUUUGUAUUAUUAUUAUUAUUAUUAUUAUUAUGUGUAGAUUUCUAGCUAAUGUAAACUAAACUUGUUCACUCAAAUGUUCGAGUGUCUCCUAUGUAAUCAAGGUUCUUGCAAUCAAACUGGUAACAAGUACAGUAACACUAAUAUAGCAUAUUAGGAAACCUGAUUUGCAUUAUCACUGGGUUAUGAUAAGGUAUGGGGUUGUGAUGUAAGGUAUGGGGUUAUGAUGUAAGGUAUGGGGUAGGAUAACCCUACUAGAUAACAUGGUCAAAUCUCUCAACACACACUGGUUAUUCACAUAGACUAUAAUACU